Molecule: messenger RNA, 2844 nt
Organism: Sus scrofa (pig)
Lineage: Eukaryota; Metazoa; Chordata; Mammalia; Artiodactyla; Suidae
Gene: CABP7
Product: calcium binding protein 7
Cellular component (GO): trans-Golgi network membrane
Molecular function (GO): calcium ion binding
Source: RefSeq, a predicted model, not a curated record
AGCCCCGACCUCAAAGUUUGCGGCGGGCGGGCGGGCGCGGAGCCUCCAAGAUGCCGUUCCACCCGGUGACGGCGGCGUUGAUGUACCGGGGCAUCUACACCGUGCCCAAUCUGCUGUCGGAGCAGCGCCCCGUGGACAUCCCUGAGGACGAGCUGGAGGAGAUCCGCGAAGCCUUCAAAGUCUUUGAUCGCGAUGGCAAUGGCUUCAUCUCCAAGCAGGAGCUGGGCACAGCCAUGCGCUCCCUGGGCUACAUGCCCAAUGAGGUGGAGCUGGAGGUUAUCAUCCAGCGGCUGGACAUGGACGGUGAUGGUCAAGUGGACUUCGAGGAGUUUGUGACGCUCCUGGGACCCAAGCUCUCUACCUCGGGGAUCCCAGAGAAGUUCCACGGCACCGACUUUGACACUGUCUUCUGGAAGUGUGACAUGCAGAAGCUGACAGUGGACGAGCUGAAGCGGCUGCUCUAUGACACCUUCUGUGAGCACCUGUCCAUGAAGGACAUUGAGAAUAUCAUCAUGACAGAGGAGGAGAGCCACCUGGGCACGGCGGAGGAGUGCCCUGUGGACGUGGAGACCUGCUCCAACCAGCAGAUCCGCCAGACGUGCGUGCGCAAGAGCCUGAUCUGCGCCUUCGCCAUCGCCUUCAUCAUCAGCGUCAUGCUCAUCGCGGCCAACCAGGUGCUGCGCAGUGGCAUGAAAUAGGUGUCUCCUGGGCACCCGGUCUGGCGCGCUGCGCAAGGGGUGGGGCCAGCUCCACACCCACCACUGCCUGUAGUCCCCUCCCUCAGCCUGCUCCCUGGGCCCCACUGCGUGCACUUCAGGGCCUGGAUGUCCAGCGACCCCACCCACCUGCCCCAUGGGCCUUGCAUGGAGCUGCAGCCCGGCUGCGAAGGGCCUGGUGGUGGCUCUGAGGACAGGCCCCUGGCGCGCCCCUGCAACCUGCCCCACCCUGGCCUGUAUGUAGCACUAACUCUUCCCACUGUCCAGGGGCUCCUGGGAAAUUAAGGAGCAAUUUGUGGCUGCUGAGGUCCCUCAGGCAGGAUGGGGCACCAUGUGCUCAGGGCCACACAGCCAACCCAACCCUGGUCCCUGAGGUUUGCCCAGGGCCAUGGGGGGCCGUGUGGGGAUAGGCAGAAAGCUACUCCCGGAGAGGGACAUGAGGCUGGGGUCUCCUGGGCCCUACUCCCUGGCAUGGCCUGAGGAAGCCCCUGGCCUUCUGCUGAGUUCCUCCUUCUGACUCUCCUUAGACUCAAGCCCAGCCCUUUUCCACAACCACCAGGGCUGGAGAAUCAGCCCAUUUCAAAGAUGAGAAACCUGAGGCUCAGAGGGCUCUCAGAUUUGGCCUCAGUUCCCCCAUCAAUGAUCAAUGGUGGUUUUUAGGAAGGGCAGAAGCCCACAGAAAAUGGAGCAUCUGAGGUGGCCCGGAAGGUACCCCACCCAUUGGGCCCCUCCCACCAGAGGCCUAGUGACCUGAGGGCCACAUUGCCCCACCCCCACCAUGGACUCUAGACAUGGAGUGCAGUUGAGGCAUGAAGCAGAGCUGGGACCUGGAGGCUGGGAAUCACCUGAGCAGCCUAUUUGCUCUCCCCACUGACCGGGGGGUCCCUCCAGGGCAGAAGCCCAGCCAGGCCACUGUCCCAAGCCUAGGGCCGGUCCUCCUGGGUUCCCCACUUCACACCAUCCAGGCCGGGGACCCAGCUCCCAGCCCCGCCCCAGUUGUGUCAGCUCAGCACGGGCAGACGUGAGGGGCAGACUGAGUCCUCAGCUCCCCCGCGCAAAGCCAGAGCUACUUCUCACCUGGGCAAGUCACCUCCCCGCUGGCCCCCUUCUGCCAGCCCCUAGGAGAGAAGGGCAGCAAGCACCCGUCACCCUGGAGAGGAACUCUUCUCACUCUGGCCCUGCCCACUUCUGACCUGGGGCCAGAGCAGGGAGCUGAGGGUGCCAGGUGAGGGCCAAGAACAGCCACACCACUGUAGUGACAGACUUUCUUUAUUAACAACCAAAGGAAGUCUUCCCAAGAUGUCCUGUGAAGGAGGGAGGGAGGAGCUGCCUGGCACAGAGCCCGGACCAGGGCUUCACCUGGCUGGGAGGGACUCAGGCUUUGGUGAGGCCAGGCCAGGUAAUAGCGGUGCAGCAGGAGGGGGUCCUCAGUGUCCCGAGUACAAGCCCUUAUCUUUACUGUGACUGACUUGAGAGCUGACCAGGGAUGUGGGGCUCAGCCCCACUGGAUGCUGGGCUGCAGGGGCCACCCCCCAGGUGGGGGUGCCCGCAGGGACAGAGGCAGCUCCUGGACAGGUGGCCAGCCCAAGGGGUACUGGAAGACAGUGGCUCUGAUGGGCUCGGCUCUAGAGAGAAAGAGAAGGACAGAGAAUGAGAGUGGGGUACAGCCCAGGCCCUGGCUGGGGCACCUCCCCCAGCUACUCUCCCCACCACCCCAGCUGUGGGGAGGGCCAGCUGCCUGUAUAGCCUUUCUGGAAGGCAGAGCCUCAAAAACAUGCAGACCCUUUGAGCCAGCCACCUCACCUCUAGAAAUGAGCCCAAGGAGAUAGGGGGACUUGUGGGCAGAGACUGAGCGAUAAGAAAUGGAAAUAACCGAAGUGUCCACCUGUGGGGGAUUGAUUAAAUAUAUAUGCACGUCCAAAGCAGAGAAUGCUAUGCAGCCUGCGUUAAGAAUUAAGGCAGACUUAUAUGCACUGAUGAGGAAAGGUGUCAUGAUGUACUAUAUGAGUAGGGAGAAAAAGCAGCUUAUAAAAUAAUGUAUAUAGCAUGAUACUAUUUUUGUUUAAAGAUAUAUAACCUAUAUAAAUGCAUAAAAAAAACCUGGAAGACACAGCAAAAUGUUAACAGU